AUGGGGAAUUACUCUACUGUGACUGAAUUCUUUCUGGUGGGGCUUUCUCAAUAUCCAGAGCUCCAGUUUUCUCUGUUCGUGCUCUGUCUCAUCAUGUACCUGAUAAUCCUCCUGGGAAACAGCUUCCUCAUUAUCAUCAGCAUCCUAGAUUCCCGACUCCACACCCCCAUGUACUUCUUCCUUGGGAACCUCUCAUUCCUGGACAUCUGUUACACCUCAUCGUCCAUUCCUUCAAUGCUCAUCUCAUUUAGAUCUCAGAGAAAAUCCAUUUCUUUCCUUGGCUGUGCACUGCAGAUGGUUUUCUCACUUAGUUUGGGCUCCACUGAAUGUGUCCUCCUUGCUAUGAUGGCCUAUGACAGGUACGUGGCCAUAUGCAACCCACUGAGAUACAUGAUCAUCAUGAACAAGAUAUUAUGUGCACACAUGGCUGCAUGGUCCUGGAUCAUAGGCUGUGCAAACUCCCUAGUGCAAACAGUCCUAACAAUGGUGUUGCCUUUCUGUGGGAAUAAUGUCAUUGACCAUCUUACCUGUGAGAUCCUGGCUCUUCUGAAACUUGUCUGCUCAGACAUCACCAUCAAUGUGCUUAUCAUGACAGUAGCAAGUGUUGUUUUGUUGAUGCUUCCACUGCUGUUAAUUUUUAUCUCUUAUGUUUUUAUUCUCUCUUCCAUACUGAGAAUUAAAUCUGCUGAGGGAAGAAAGAAAGCCUUUUCUACCUGUUCGGCUCACUUGACUGUGGUCAUCUUAUUCUAUGGUUCAGCACUCUUUAUGUACAUGAAACCCAAGUCCAAAGACACAAAGACAUCUGAUGAAAUCAUUGUGCUGUCUUAUGGAGUGGUGACCCCAAUGUUGAACCCAAUCAUCUAUAGCCUGAGGAAUAAGGAGGUAAAAGGAGCUGUGAAGAAAGUCCUGAGCAGACACUUACAUCUAUGGAAAAUGUGA
Chrysochloris asiatica (Cape golden mole) is the source of this 939-nucleotide messenger RNA. RefSeq names its product olfactory receptor 13D1-like. Gene Ontology annotation, biological process: G protein-coupled receptor signaling pathway. The record is from RefSeq and is a predicted model, not a curated record. Gene Ontology annotation, cellular component: membrane. NCBI's taxonomy places the organism in Eukaryota, Metazoa, Chordata, Mammalia, Afrosoricida, Chrysochloridae. The transcript has a single exon. Bases 1 to 939 code for a protein of 312 amino acids. Gene Ontology annotation, molecular function: G protein-coupled receptor activity; olfactory receptor activity.